GAACUUAAAGCAUCUGGCAUUUCGACAGGGAACAGAAAAAUCAAUGGGUUCUGCAAUCUCAAAAUCUACUCAAAGCCUUACCACUGCUGAGGACAUGAGGAACCAAACCAAACUUAUAAUGCAGCCUUAUGCCAACUGGGAAGAGUAUCUGACUCCAGCACCUCUAUCCAUAGCCAUCCUGGGAGAGCUGGUUUUCAUCUCUUCCUCAACAGAUUUCUCUAUCAAUAAAAAUCCCCCUGAAGGUGGUUUUAAAUUCAUCAGAUAUCCUGAUUCCUUUCGCGCUUGCCUCAUGCAAGUGUGUAACUCUGGUUGGUUGGCAUUUUAUGCGGCCCAUACGAGCAUGGAUCAGAUUCGCCUCCAUACUGCCCAAGUUCCAAAUUACAUGAAGACAGCUGUGAAGAUUCUGUUCCAAGGCAAUGAUGAAAUUAUCAAAGCACAUCUUCCUGAUCAGCUAGACAAUAUCAGAGUAAUUGCAGAUGAUUGUCUUAAGUUGUCUGAUGCAACUGAAAAGCGAUUCACUGAUGUCAUCAAUAUCAUCCAAGAACUGCUGGAAGCAUGUGUGAAUGCAGAGCACUUUAAUGGGGAAGAGAUGGAAGAAGUCAAGAAGAAGCUGGAAGAGAGUAAACUGAGGGAACAGUCAGCUAAAGAGACCAAGGAAAGGACUCAGAAGGCAGUGAGUGCCUUAGAGAGGGAACUGGAUCAGGGUCUUGAGAAGAAAGCUCUGCAUUCUCUCCCUGGUAAUUGGGAAAUGUUUGGUAUGGACAGAGUUAGUGGGAUAACACCAAACGUUACAGGCCUGAUUACUGGAGGGGAAUCUGUUAUUACUCACCCAGUGAGAAGCAUGUGGUCUGCAACUAGAAUGAUGGGUACUUUGAAAUACGUUAGAGAUCAGGAAAGCAAAAGAGAUUUGGUUGCUGAAAUAAAUGCCUAUAGUAAGUCUGCUGAAAUUUUAAAAUGUGUCCAGAAUAUCCAGCUGCUGAUAAAGGUGUAUAAUGAGGAAGAUGACAUUGACUGGACAAAUCUGUAUGAUCAGAAGAACAAACGUUCAAAAAGUGAUUUCAUCAAUGGACAGUUAAAAAGAAUCACUGAUGAUUUGAAGAAAAUCCCAAGCUGCCCAGCAAGGAAUCAAGCUAUGAAGAUAAGCCAAGAUGGCAUGGAAAUAUGCAGCCAGCUGGCAAGAUAUGCACCUGAUGGCAAAUGUGGUAAAGACAAAAGUGCUAUAAUAAUACAAGAGGUCUUGGAUCUGAUCAAGUCAGCUCAUAUUUUUGAUUGGAAAAGCAAAGACAUCACAAAUUCUCCAUCCAACAUGAGUUCCUCUCAGAAGGCCACAGAGAAUGCACAAUACAAGACAAGAGAGACCUAUGAGAAGUUUGUGGAGAACCUAGAGAAGAACCAGAAGGAACUAACAGACAUCCUGGCUACUAUGAGAAAUUGUGAAUUAAAAGAGAUUGACUUUAAAACUACCAUAAAUAUGCUGAUCAAAGGAAUGGAUGCCAUGGGGAGAGUAAAGGAGCAGUGGGAGAAGAUGGUUCAAUUCUUUCAGAUGGUUUCCAACAUUGUCAAAACCAGCCGGAGCAAAACUCUCAAAAACUUUGUCUCCACAUCAGCGGAAACACGAGCCCUCUCCUACAAUGCAAAACUUUUCUCAAAAGAUCUGCUCUACACCCAAGCUUUCCAAGCCUGUAACAUCACUAGUCUGGUCCACAUGAUCUCUGGAACAUACACAGAUGUUUCCAGCAAGUACCUGAUGGACCCUGUCAGUUCACUGGGUAAACUGAUGUCCAUGGAUAAAAGUAAACCAGAAUUUGAGCAUGAGCGAACCCUGCUCCAGAACGGCUGUGAUGAGGCACAGAAAGGGAUUUUAAGGCUUGUCCUGCAGAAUAAAGAGGAGUAUGACCAGAAGAGCACUUCAAGACUUGAAGGGAUUGAUCAAGAAUUCCUUGCUAUAUUUACCUGCUGCUUCUUCAGAACAAAUCAAAAGUGGUCAAGAGCUUGUUCAAGCUGGAUUCACUGAAGAAGAAGAAGCAUCAUUCUUCUGAGAGAUUUAACCAAUAUGUAUGUUACAAGCUUGCUACAUACUGAUAAUACUACCAUAUUAAGAUUUAAUCUUUGCUGUCCAGCAGCAUGUAAUAGUCAUGACAGCUCAAUUUAGAUUAUAAUAUUGCUAGUAUCCAAAGCAGUCUUUAUGUAUAAAAAUCCCCUUGGAAAUAUAAGGUUCUAUCUAGCAUUUUUGUCAAAAUUUAGUU
Molecule: messenger RNA, 2246 nt
Organism: Carassius auratus (goldfish)
Lineage: Eukaryota; Metazoa; Chordata; Actinopteri; Cypriniformes; Cyprinidae
Exons: 2
Coding region: 44-2014 (656 amino acids)
Source: RefSeq, a predicted model, not a curated record